GAGACGAGCCAGGCGCCAAAUUUCCGCGUGCCGUCGAGCUUGUCAAUGUCAGGCGGCUUCAUCGUCGACAGCCGAGCACUCAGAGCAAGUCGACAUGAUCAGACAGAGCCGAGCAAUGCUAUCAGCGACGACAUCAAGCCAGCGGUUGCGCCGAUACGAGCCGCUCUGACGCCAAGGCAAGAGACACGGCUGAUCGAUUAUCUCGACGCAGAGUUCCUUCAGCUCAACCGAAAGCUCAAGAAGAGGCAGUUGCCUGACGCGCCACUGGCACAGUUGAUGAACCUCAUCUCUGCAUUCGAGCGACUCUUUGACUUUAUACUCGGCAUCCCCGCGCUCGGCAGGUCAGGUCAGCUGCGCUCUGCCUACCUGCUUCGGCUGCUCGGCGAUCUCACCGAUGCGCUGACUUCCCAUCCCGGCGUACUCGAAGCUGAGCCUGAGCGCGAACGCGACACCCUCUUCGACUUUCUGGACGAGCUUGACUUUGCAUGGUCAGAUGCCAUCAUGCCAGGAGCACCCUGGGCGGUAGCGAAAGGAACGAGCAGUGACAGGACGCGACGGCCGGGUCAGGCGGUUGAGGUGGAUGAUCGUGGGCCGGGUCUGACGGUCACUGAUCGGGUGAGGUUGCUAAACCUCGUCAUAUCAUUACGCGAGAUGCUCAUAGCGAGCUUUGCGCCUUUGCAAAAUCAUGUCGACAAAGCAAGCGCUGCAGGCCCCAUCGAAGUCGAUGAGGAUAGCGACUCGGAUCUCGAGCUGAUUUCCGGGCCUCCCGUGAAGGCGCGAGAGCAGACUGCCCGUCUUGAUGAAGUCCAAGAUGUCAAAUUCGAUGUGCAAGACCGGCGGGAAGCGAAGCAGAAGGAGCACGAAAGGGCCAGUCGGGUCUUUGAGCGUACCCUCGCCAUGCUAGCCGAUUUGAAAGACUAGCGUUGGAAUGCAAGCCUCACGUUAGUGAUCGAGGAUACGAACGACAUGCAUCGUAUACAAGG
Messenger RNA from Mixia osmundae IAM 14324, 983 nucleotides. RefSeq lists its product as uncharacterized. The record is from RefSeq and is a predicted model, not a curated record. Lineage: Eukaryota; Fungi; Basidiomycota; Mixiomycetes; Mixiales; Mixiaceae. Gene Ontology annotation, cellular component: transcription factor TFIIH holo complex. The transcript is spliced from 2 exons. The coding region runs from base 46 to 921 and encodes 291 amino acids.